Menidia menidia (Atlantic silverside) is the source of this 1491-nucleotide messenger RNA. The record is from the annotation of a GenBank genome assembly. NCBI's taxonomy places the organism in Eukaryota, Metazoa, Chordata, Actinopteri, Atheriniformes, Atherinopsidae.
AUGUCUAGCUAUGGGAUCAAAGUGGGGUGUCCCGAGGGGGGCAGGGCCCUGAGGUUAAGAGUCCAGUCACUUCCCUUUGAGCUAAUGAAAAGUGCAGAGCAGGAUGUUAAUGAGUGUGAGGUGGACAAGGGUGGCUGUGAGGGACACUGCUGCAACACCAUUGGUAGCUACUACUGCAAGUGCCCUGAAGGCAGCAAACUUGGUCCAGAUGGCAAAGCCUGUCAUGACUUAAAUGAGUGUGAGGAAUUUAAUGGAGGCUGCCAGCAAACAUGUGUUAACACACUGGGGUCCUAUCACUGUGAGUGCAGCGAAGGCUUCCGCAUGCACACUGAUGGUCGGACCUGCAUUGCUAUGAACUCUUGCUCUGUGCUGAAUGGUGGAUGUGAGCACAAGUGUGUGGACAUGGGCAACAGUCACUACAAGUGUGAGUGCCGGAAGAACUACAAGCUAAAGAGAGAUGGGAGACACUGUGAAUUGAGGGACCCCUGUAAGGAGAGGAAUGGAGGCUGUGCCCAGCUGUGCACUUCAGAAGGCGACCAGGUUCACUGCAGCUGCCGAUCUGGUUUCUCACUGUCCAGAGAUGGCAAGAACUGUAAAGACAUUGAUGAGUGCGGUUCUGGCCGUGCCAAGUGCUCCCACGGCUGCGUCAACAUGUUGGGUUCCUUUAGCUGUGUGUGCCACCCUGGUUUCGAGCUUGGUGCUGAUGGCAAGCAGUGCUACCGCAUUGAGAUGGAGAUUGUAAAUAGCUGUGAGAAGAACAACGGAGGUUGCUCCCAUCAUUGCGAACACACCACCAAUGGCCCCCUCUGCUCUUGCAGCCAUGGCUACCAACUGGACCGGAACAGGAAGACCUGUGUAGAUAGUAAUGAGUGUGUCAACGAGGAGUCCUGCUGCAGCCACUUCUGCAGGAACUAUCCAGGCGGCUAUGAAUGCAGCUGCCCAGCUGGUUACAGACUCAACCCAGAUGGCUGUGUCUGUGAUGACAUUGACGAGUGUCUGGCGGAGAUUUCGGGCUGUGAGCAUUACUGCUUAAACACCCUGGGAACGUACGAGUGCUUUUGUCGAAGGGGCUUCCGCCUGGAUCAGGACCAGCACUCCUGCAUCUCUCUGUAUGAGGGAGAACUGGAAGAGGAAGAGGAGGAAGAUGAGGCAGAGCAGCUGGAGGUUGACAGAUUACCAGACCUGCUGUUCCGCAAAGCUCCUCAGCUCCUGCAGUACACGGCAGCCCUGCGCUCCCAUUAUAGUGCUGCCGCUGAUGAUGAUGAUGAUGGCCACCCGGGCAGUGACGAUGAGGAAGAUUUAGAGAUCCAGAGAGAGCGCAGAGGAGAGCUGAGAAUGGACAGCCACAUAGUGUGUCUCGAUGGCUCCUUUGGGGACGAGUGCAGCCUGAGCUGCGAGGACUGUGUGAAUGGAGUGUGUAGUGACAGCAGGGACCAAUGCCAUUGUUCACCCGGCUGGGCCGGAGUUGUUUGCAAUGAGAGUAAGUUUUAG